This is a messenger RNA of Phytophthora nicotianae INRA-310, 219 nucleotides long. RefSeq lists its product as hypothetical. The record is from RefSeq and is a predicted model, not a curated record. The transcript has a single exon. The coding region runs from base 1 to 219 and encodes 72 amino acids. Lineage: Eukaryota; Oomycota; Peronosporomycetes; Peronosporales; Peronosporaceae.
AUGGUAUCUUGGUCUGCAAUCGACUACGCUACUGGUUUCCUUCUAAAUGACAACUUCGAGCUGUCGGAACGCAUAGUUCGAAAUAUUCUCCCACGUCAGUUCCAGGAUCUGUCGCGCAAAAUGGCGAUACUCAAAGCCUGGUUAAAGUACGGCACGAUUGGCCAGUUUGAGAGUAUCGGCGAUGAAAGUGAAAAUGCUUGUGCGCGUCAUUUGAUUUAG